This is a messenger RNA of Saccostrea echinata, 1264 nucleotides long. RefSeq names its product actin-3-like. The record is from RefSeq and is a predicted model, not a curated record. Lineage: Eukaryota; Metazoa; Mollusca; Bivalvia; Ostreida; Ostreidae. The transcript is spliced from 2 exons. Bases 13 to 1143 code for a protein of 376 amino acids.
AACAGUGUGAAAAUGGUUGACGACGACAUUGCAGCUUUAGUAAUUGACAAUGGGUCUGGAAUGUGCAAAGCUGGAUUCGCCGGAGACGAUGCUCCCAGGGCUGUGUUUCCCUCGAUUAUUGGACGCCCAAGAUACCAAGGUGUCAUGGUGGGUAUAGGGCAGAAGGAUACGUAUGUAGGAGACGAGGCCCAGAGCAAAAGAGGUAUGCUCACCCUCAAGUACCCAAUCGAACACGGCAUUGUCACCAACUGGGACGACAUGGAGAAGAUCUGGCACCAUACAUUUUACAAUGAACUCCGUGUGGCCCCGGAGGAACACCCCGUUCUCCUGACCGAGGCCCCACUCAACCCUAAGGCUAACAGAGAAAAAAUGACACAGAUCUUAUUCGAAACUUUCAACUCUCCAGCCAUGUAUGUUUCUAUCCAGGCCGUGCUUUCACUGUAUGGCGCUGGUCGUACAACAGGAAUCGUCCUCGAUUCUGGGGAUGGUGUUUCUAACACGGUACCCAUCUAUGAAGGUUAUGCCCUUCCCCACGCCAUCGCACGAUUAGAUCUCGCUGGUCGUGAUUUGACUGAUUACCUCAUGAAAAUCCUCACAGAGCGUGGUUACUCUUUCACAAACACGGCCGAAAGAGAAAUUGUUAGAGACAUUAAAGAGAAACUGUGUUAUGUUGCUCUAGACUUCGAACAGGAAAUGGCAACGUCUGCGUCUUCAUCAUCCAUAGAAAAGAGUUAUGAACUUCCUGAUGGUCAAGUCAUCACCAUUGGCAACGAGCGAUUCAGAUGCCCAGAGGCUUUGUUUCAACCUGCUUUUCUGGGAUUGGAACCUUCUGGUAUUCACGAAACCACAUAUAACAGCAUCAUGAAAUGUGAUGUCGAUAUCCGUAAAGAGUUGUACGCAAACACAGUGUUGUCCGGUGGUUCAACCAUGUAUCCCGGUAUCGCUGACCGUAUGCAGAAAGAAAUUACAGCGUUAGCUCCGAGCUCAGUGAAGGUACGAAUAAUUGCCCCACCAGAGAGGAAAUACUCCGUUUGGAUCGGUGGUUCUAUCCUUGCUUCUCUAUCCACCUUCCAACAGAUGUGGAUCAGCAAACAGGAGUAUGACGAAUCCGGUCCAUCUAUCGUCCACAGGAAAUGCUUCUGAUGAUAUAAUGAUAAUUAUUUUUUCACAUAAAACAUCGCCGUCUGUGAUUGCUCAUAUCAUAUUCUCAUUUUGAGAUCUUAAAAAACGUGUCUGAUUCAUUUAAAGGAUUUUUGACAUUAAA